Molecule: messenger RNA, 3768 nt
Organism: Tupaia belangeri chinensis (Chinese tree shrew)
Lineage: Eukaryota; Metazoa; Chordata; Mammalia; Scandentia; Tupaiidae
Gene: WDR82
Product: WD repeat domain 82
Exons: 9
Coding region: 63-1004 (313 amino acids)
Cellular component (GO): Set1C/COMPASS complex
Molecular function (GO): chromatin binding; protein binding
Source: RefSeq, a predicted model, not a curated record
UCCCGCUCGCCGCCGGGCCCCGCCCCGGCCCUGCGCCGCCGCCGCCUCCAGCCGCUGCCGCCAUGAAGCUGACCGACGGCGUGCUGCGGAGCUGCCGAGUCGCCAAGGUGUUCCGCGAGAACUCGGACAAGAUCAACUGCUUCGACUUCAGCCCCAACGGCGAGACGGUCAUCUCGAGCAGCGAUGACGACUCCAUCGUGCUGUACGACUGCCAGGAGGGCAAACCAAAGAGAACCUUGUACAGUAAGAAAUAUGGCGUGGACCUCAUCAGAUAUACGCAUGCAGCAAACACAGUUGUUUACAGCUCAAACAAAAUAGAUGAUACUAUUCGUUACUUGUCCUUGCAUGACAACAAAUACAUCAGAUACUUUCCUGGACACAGCAAAAGGGUGGUGGCCUUGUCCAUGUCACCCGUGGAUGACACUUUCAUUUCUGGGUCUCUUGAUAAGACCAUUCGACUCUGGGAUCUCCGAUCUCCUAACUGCCAGGGCCUCAUGCAUCUACAGGGCAAACCAGUUUGUUCUUUUGAUCCCGAAGGAUUAAUUUUUGCUGCUGGUGUCAACUCGGAAAUGGUCAAACUUUAUGACCUUCGUUCUUUUGAUAAGGGUCCCUUUGCAACCUUUAAGAUGCAGUAUGAUCGGACUUGUGAAUGGACAGGACUUAAGUUCAGCAAUGAUGGCAAGCUCAUCCUCAUCUCCACCAAUGGCAGCUUUAUCCGUCUCAUCGAUGCAUUCAAAGGAGUGGUGAUGCAUACGUUUGGGGGUUAUGCCAACAGUAAAGCUGUCACUUUGGAGGCUUCAUUUACUCCAGAUUCUCAGUUUAUUAUGAUUGGUUCAGAGGAUGGCAAGAUCCAUGUCUGGAAUGGAGAGAGUGGUAUAAAAGUCGCCGUGUUGGAUGGUAAACACACAGGCCCCAUUACCUGUUUGCAGUUCAACCCCAAGUUCAUGACCUUUGCCAGCGCCUGUUCCAACAUGGCCUUCUGGUUGCCCACUAUUGAUGACUGAUCCUGGCGCUGCUCAGCUAUUUCUGUACAGUGAGGGCAGCCGGCAGGAAUAAACUCAGAGGGGACUGAGACAGUAGUGGGAUUGGAUCAUUUGACUGAGCUGGAGAACAUCCUUUCACAUGGCCUUCCCGUGGAUGUGUUGUACAUCGACUCAAAAGGAAGAAAUUACUUGGCUGAGCUUCUUCAAAAGGGCUCUUGGUGUGGCAGACUCAGAUGGGACUCAGCUUUUCCAGUUCUCACUGAACCAAGUUCCUUGAGGAGUGACCAGACUCAUGACUAGAGAGUGUGGGGCUCUCAAGACGCCUUCAAUUUUGAAUGUAUUUGCUGCUGAGGAGCUGGUGAAGUCGUCACUUCUGCACAUCACUUCCACCCCAUAAAUGCAUGGGAAGUCACAGUUCUGGUUUUGAGAUGCUAUGACAGUUCGGCACCCCUUGCCCUCACCCUGCAUGUCUUGUUACUGGGUCUCCCUGUGUAAUUGUGGCAUUAUUCCACAAUCAUCAUGUUUCUUAGGUGCCAAACAUUAACAGAAAGUUUUCCUAUGUCCUGGGGUCAGAGAAAGGGACAGGUACAGACGGACCUUGCUUGCCAGGAAGCCAUGCAGUUAGUCGUGUUGAGGGUGGGUGUUCUGGGCAGGCCUUGGGCUUUGGGUAUUGGGUGGGAAAAGGCCCAAGAGCUUGAAAGGGCGGGAUGAGGGUAGCAGGUAAGUUCUUAAGGCUGGAAGAUUUAGCAGCAGCUCAGUAUAGUUCCCGACAUGUAGACAAACCUAUAGUCCUCCUGGAUGCUUACUGAGCUUGAGCUUGUUUGUACAGAAGCAAGGUGGGAGUCUAUUUUUGUAUACGAGACACAUCACGCUUCUCUGUGGGCCAGUAUUGUGGAGUGAGUCUGAGUUGUUUACACUGAUGCCUUCCCUGCCCACCACAGAUUCUGUACAUAGUCUCUGGAUGAUACCACCCCUUCCCCAGCUCCUAGCUGAGAGCUGGUCCUAGGCCUGUGUUAUAUGUUAUAUUUAGCCUUUUUAUAUAUGACCUUUGAUUUCUGUUUGUAUGUUAGCACAGCGUCCAUCUUCAUUUGAAUAUAUCCGUGUGUGCAUACAUAUAUGCAUAUAUGUGUGUGUGUAUGCAUAUAUCUAUCUAUCUUCAUCUGUAGUUCUGAGUUUAGCCCAAAGGAGAUGGAGCCUUGCAGCCCAAGAGAAAGACUGCAUUAUUACUAAUAGUGUUUGCCACAAGUGUUAGUGAGUCUUCCCUAUUAUCUUUUUCCUUGGGAGACUGAAUGAAGCAAAGCUUCUAGUGUUCGCUGUUUCCAUGGCAGCUAAGGGUGAGGGUCUCGGAAUGACUUCCUUGUGUUUCUCACGCUGCACUCUGGGGCCUUCUCUGCAGUAUUAGUCCCCUUUGCCUGGUGAUGCUCUGUUUGUGCCUGUGUAUGUGUGAUGGUCACUCUUGCAUGGCUUCUGUGUCUGGCUUACGGCACUUGGGGGACAGGAUACUGGAACCAGAGCAGUUUCGGUUUGUCCAAGGAUUCUUUGCUAACUACAGGUCACUCAUCUACCUGCUAUGUCUUGAUUUCUUGCUGUUUGUCCUUGGUUUCCUUUGGGAGAGAGAAGGGCUCUAGCCAGGCCCAGAAUGAGAUAAGCUACAGCGGUCUCAUGGUCUCAUGGCCUUUUCUUCCCACGCAUGGUCUUCUUAGAGCACAAUGAGUGGCAUGUUAUUUCACAAAGCUCCCAAACAUUUAUGUAGGCACCACUCCCUGCAGAUCUAGAAACUGAGGCUCAAUAAGGUUAUGUCCUGCCCAAGAGUACAUCGUUGCUAGGGGGUAAAUCGAGCCAUUAGUGCUCUGUUUAGCAGCAAGAAUAGGCUGUGAAUCACUAGCACUUUUUUUUUCUUAAAGCAAUUACUUUUUGAUUUGUUCCUCUGACUGAAAGAGAAAGAGGCGUACACUUCGCCCAAAUGUAGUUGAAAUCUGUAAUUGCUGCGGUGCCCCCCAUGUGGAACCCCCCACUGUGUAGCCCAGAGUGAGGGACCUUUAGAAACCAAAUGAUCUGAGCUGUUACUGCCUACCCCUGGCUUUUCAGGGCAGAAAACUCACGAUAGGAGUCAUUAUUCCGAGAGUGCUUGGAACUAGGGGGGUAACAAGAAAAGCUGCAUUGUGGAACAUAUCUGAAACCAGAGUAGCCACCAAGCCUGACUUCCCAGCAGCAGGAAAAUGACUUGUGUUUGAGUUACUGUGUAUCCAGAGCUAAGGCACAGUGUCCUUUGGAAACAUGCCAUUUCAUGGCCUUUAUUUCCUAGCCCUGUGGCUGCAGAGCCAGCUUCUGAGCUGGGAAGAAAGGAGAAAAGAUGUAGUUGGUAGUAACUGAAGAGGAUGAGAGAGUAACAGAGAUGAGGCCGAGGCAGGGCUGCCGGUGCUCAUAGGGAGAGCCCGCCAUGCGCACCCUCUCUUAAGAAUCAGGGCCAUCCAUAGUCACCAAUUUGUAUGUGACAGCAACACUGUAUUGUUCAAGCACCAGCCAGUGGGGUAUUUCUUAAAAAAAUUAUUCCUCGUUGCAAUCAUAAUUACUGCUUAUUAAGGGAAAUUUGGGGAUUUAAAAAAAGAAUCAGUUUGCCACCCAAAUGCUACCACUGUUAAUCUUUUGAUGUUAAAUGUUCCUCUAGACAUUUCUGUGCAUAGGUUUUGGUGUGUUUACAUAGUUGUUAUUCUACUGUAUAUACAAUUUUAUGUCCCUUUUGUACUUAACAUAUAAACAUUUUUUCCAUGUUAUCAGUCUUAAA